ACACACACACACACACACACACACACACACACAUUUAACACGUUGUCGUGUCGAUGGAGUUUGGGGCUGAGCGAACCGGUUUGACUGGAAACUUCAGCCCGGAAGUCAGACAAGAAGUUAACGCACAACAGCUAUAAUUAAGCCCUACAGGUGGCACAACUCUACAUCCGCUGGAAAAAGUAGAGCGCUGGUGUGGCGGUGGGUGGAGUGAGCAGUGAUCUGAUCGUCACUUCUUUUUGGGGACGACAAGAAGACACAAGCGGACGUCAAACAUGGACUCUCUGAAGAAAAGUUUCAACAAAGCGAAGGAAGGGGUAGUGUUCGCGGCGGAGAAGACUAAGCAGGGCGUGACGGGAGCUGCCGAAAUGACCAAAGAUGGGGUCGUGUUUGUCGGUACCAAAACAAAGGAUGGCGUCACAACAGUUGCAGGUAAAACAGUGGAGGGUGUGAGUCAAGUGAGCGGAGCUGUGGUUACCGGGGUGACUAAUGUUGCCCAAAAAACUGUGGAGGGGGCGGGCAAUAUUGUUGCAGCCACCGGAUUGGCCAAGAAGGAUCCAGCCAAACCAGGCGAGGACAACUCAGGCGGGCAGGAUGUGAUCCAGUCGCCGGUUGAUACCAACGUUGCCAACUCACCAGUGGACAACACAGCUUGAAGUGAAGGUUUUACGAAGAAAUGACCGUAACAUUCCAUGUUGCUCUGACAAGUUGGUCCUGUAUGUGUGUGUGUGUGUGUACUUAUGGUUGGAUGUGGGUUGUGUAUUCCUAAUAUGCGUCUGCAUAUCAGCAAAUGUACCUCAGGUGUCUUGUGUGGUUUGUAACCAAACGUCAUUGACAUGACAAUGCCACUUUAUCUUAACCGUGUGUGUGUGUGUGUGUGUGUGUGUGUGUGUGUGUGUGUGUGUAACCACCUGGAAUAUAUCACAACUACCCACCCAAGUGUCUAUGUAAACAGUUCUCUAGUUUUAUGGUAUACAAAUGUUUGCGUCCAUCUUGGAAUUUCGUCAGAUUAACUUUCCAAAUUACUGCCAUACAUCUUUAUUUGGAUUGUAGUGUUGAAUAAAAUGUAGUAAAGUUUCA
Messenger RNA from Entelurus aequoreus (snake pipefish), 1077 nucleotides. Its product is annotated as alpha-synuclein-like. Gene Ontology annotation, molecular function: cuprous ion binding. The record is from RefSeq and is a predicted model, not a curated record. The coding region runs from base 273 to 653 and encodes 126 amino acids. Lineage: Eukaryota; Metazoa; Chordata; Actinopteri; Syngnathiformes; Syngnathidae. Gene Ontology annotation, cellular component: neuronal cell body; cytoplasm; axon terminus. The transcript has 6 exons. Gene Ontology annotation, biological process: synapse organization; chemical synaptic transmission; synaptic vesicle endocytosis.